This is a messenger RNA of Linum trigynum, 324 nucleotides long. The record is from the annotation of a GenBank genome assembly. Lineage: Eukaryota; Viridiplantae; Streptophyta; Magnoliopsida; Malpighiales; Linaceae.
AUGGGAGAACUACUCCAUGGAGAAAGAAGCAAAAGCAGAUUCAGACGCGGAAAUCAUACUGUGAAGGAUGGAUUUUCGCUCCUGGACGUUGAUCGGCACUCCUCCAAGCUCAAGCCAAGCUCCAAUGGUGAUGAAGAUCAAGCUAUGGCACUUGGGAACUCUUGUUCGUCGCUUUCUCUCUCUAGGAAUCGCUCUGUUUCUCUAAAACUCGAAUCCCCUUCUGUUUUGGCUGAAAUCUGCCUAAGAGGGCAUCACUGGGCAAAACACGGUCGAGGGCACGGCCGUGUUCUGCUCCAGCCCACCCGUGCCCUUGCCAAGUGUUAA